Micropterus dolomieu (smallmouth bass) is the source of this 2367-nucleotide messenger RNA. RefSeq lists its product as uncharacterized. The record is from RefSeq and is a predicted model, not a curated record. The transcript has 3 exons. Bases 46 to 2088 code for a protein of 680 amino acids. NCBI's taxonomy places the organism in Eukaryota, Metazoa, Chordata, Actinopteri, Centrarchiformes, Centrarchidae.
CCCGACAUCGCUGCCCUGCACCGCCUCAGAGGACUGUCUGAACACAUGUUUCACGAAAGGCUCCAGAACGCUUCAGACCAAAGGGUGGACGUUGACCAAAGUUUGCAGCAGUGUGAGGAGGGGUUUACAUCCUGUGACACUCAGAUAAAACAGCACGUUGAUGACCAGAAGAUACAAGUCCAGCAGGAGUACAGCAUGGAUCCUCAUUACUCAGUAAUAGUCAGCAAAGAAUGCCUGUUCAAUGUCUCAUGUGUCCCAGAAGCAGACAGCGACACUGUAGUGAAGAUAUUUGGAAGAGUUUCAGAAGAUGGACAAACUGUGUCUGGCCUUAAAGCAGUCUUAGAAACAAAGCAGGGGAAUCACCAGAUCUACCAGGUCAUGAAUCAACCUGACUCAGUUUCUCGCUACCAAAUCCCACAAAGAGCGGUUGAUCAUAGCACACAGUAUGACCACCAGCAGAUCCUCAUUAUGCAGGAUGACCCUACUGUCAGAAAAGCUGCUACUUCUCUUUAUGAGAAACGUCCAGCAGUUACCUCUGUCUACGUUCUUGAUCAAAACCAGAGACCCAAACUGAUCCAGGGUGCCUCUGUGCCUCUGUCAGAGGACAGCAGACUGACGCUGGUAGGCCACGGCGAGAGAGACAGCUCUGGAGAGACGAGACUGGCAGGGUACACGGCUCAAGACGUCGCCAAAAUCAUUCAACGAACCUUCAGGACGGGCGAUAAAAUCAAAACAACAAGUGUGGUGGCCUGUGAGGUCGGAUCAGAUAAAGAGUUUGUUGAAACCCUGCUGAGGGAGCUCCGUGAGACCGCCAACAUCGAGACAGAGCUGCACCUCAGGAGUGCUGUGCUGCAGGUCAGACACACAGGAGAGAUCAUCACCCAAGAGAUCUCUAAGGAAGGGCUGCGAUGGAGACAUAAUGAUGAUAGCAAGAAGGUGGUGGCAACCCUCGAUAGGAACGGAGACGUAAUUAUCAGAACUGAGCCUGGCAGGAGAGGAGAGGUAGUUUUUACUAACGAAAGAAACUUUCUAAUGCCCACGGAUCCAAAUAAACGUUUUAAGGUCUACAGAAACAGCUGGCCUGAUAAGCCACGUAGAUUUAUUGACCAGAAUGUUUAUACGGCUUUCCAAACUGCUCUUAAUGAACUUGAAGCUCUGUCCUGGGGCUUCUUUCAUGCAGACCUGCCACUUCCAGAAAAAGUAAACACUGAAAACCUGAACCUAAACCAGAAUUAUGUAAUAGGGGUAAAAAACACAGUAAAUAACCAGCUGUCUGGUAUUCAGUGGAAAACAGAGCAGCAGGACCUAAAGAAUAUUCUUUCCAAGUGUUAUGUGAUUAACAAAGGAAGAGAUGUCAGAAGUAUCAUCCGUCAUUAUGCAAAGGAUGGAGAAGAUGAGCCCACAUACCUGAAGGUCAAAGACUGGAUAUACGUUGUUGAUCCUGUAAAUCUGUAUGUGUAUCCAGUUGGAAAAAAACUUGACAACAAUCAGAACAAAGAUGAGGUUGAGAACUGCAUAGUUGAACAGAUAGAUAAAGAAAAAUACACAGACAUGCGAAAAGAAAUUCUUAAUAAUAAAAAUAACUGUGCUCAAUAUAUGAAAGAUAUUUUCCUUGGAGUGCACACAACUGACCUACUGCUUUCCGCUGAGGCCUGGUGCACCACAUAUUUCACUGCAUCAGUUAUUUCUGAAUCUGCUAGAAACUUCCGGACAUUUCCUCUGAUUCUCAUGGCUCUGGAUAUGACUGAAAGCUCAGACAACAACAUCAAAGAGAAAGGACUGAAGUUUCUUUUUGAAGAGCAUUCAAUGGCAAGAGGACUGAGCUGGAUUGACCCGAGCAGACGUGGAUUUAGUGGCUCAGCAACACCUGUAGGAUCCAGCAAAUUAGAAAAUCAAAAACCUCGGUCUGAGGAGGAAUUAAUGACCGAUCUUAUAAAUGUCCUAACAGAAGAAGUCAAACUGUACCGCUCGUGGAUUCAAAUUAAGGGAAACAAAAUUGACUUUAGGGUAUUGCAGACGGCGAUUAUGAAUUAUGAUAUUGAGAAGGAUUACAAAACUUUCAAAGAAACAAUAAAUACAAUGCGUUAGGAAGCUACAAUGACAGUUUCAUAACUUUCUGAGAAUUCCUUUAAAUUAAAUCAUAUUUCAUCCAGAGGAAGAGUAUUUGUUAUUUAUCUGAAGACAAAUCCACAAUCAGAUAAAGACAACAUUUGGUGACACAGAGCUGGACCUCCAGGAGGGCAGCGCCAGAAUAAAGAACUGACUGUUCAGAUUACUGUUCUCAAAUGGUUCAUAAUCAAAUCAUCUGUGACAAUCAUUUUAAGAUUCCUUUAUCAUUUGUUCUUGGAAAUAAAAGCAUUCAAAUUA